AUGGAGACCGUGGUGGAGACAGGACGCCUGAGGAAAAACUCCUGGAGCGAGAUCUGUGCGGAGCAUGUCGUCAAGAAGGUCGAGUCGCACUUGUUGGGCUGCUGCGGCAGAAGCUGUGGCUGGAACGGGAGGACAUGCCUUCACUGGCCCUUCAUCCCGCCUGCCGAGCAGGACGCUUGGAAAGCUGAGUGUUGUGUUGAAGCAAACAUAGUGAGAGGCUCAGCGAGGGAGCAAAUGUGCCUGAGUAUCCUGCCGGAUGAGCAAGCGCAGCAGAAGUAUGUGGAGGAGGACUUGAAAGAUCCAGAUCCAGGCUUUGCUUCAAGUCUUGGAGAAGAUGAGCAUUUGGUUUGGACCGAGAAGGGUGCCUGGUACUUUCGCUACGACUCCUUGAAGCCACAGGGCCAACAAGUGGUGUGUCACACCUACACAGACAAGAAAUGCAGCGACUCUCCGAGGAAGCCCCCUCUUCCAAAGAAGCUUGCGGAGCAGAAGAGGCGGCUGAGCCUCGACAAGAUAUGGUUCUGGCACACAAAGCCGAAUCCCUGA
This is a messenger RNA of Symbiodinium pilosum, 546 nucleotides long. The record is from the annotation of a GenBank genome assembly. Lineage: Eukaryota; Dinophyceae; Suessiales; Symbiodiniaceae.